Molecule: messenger RNA, 1113 nt
Organism: Pelecanus crispus (Dalmatian pelican)
Lineage: Eukaryota; Metazoa; Chordata; Aves; Pelecaniformes; Pelecanidae
Source: RefSeq, a predicted model, not a curated record
AUGAAAUUUGAAGACUUCAAAGUGCAUUUUGAUAAAGUCCAGAUCUGCAACCUGGCUCCAGAUGCCCUGGAAGAUUGCACUGCCUGCAAGUGGGAGGUGACCAUCCACCAGGGGAGCUGGAUCCGGGGAUCCACUGCAGGAGGAUGUAAAAAAUUUUGAGAGACUUUCUGGACAAAUCCACAAAUCAAGCUGCAUUUGAUAGAGAAAGAUGAUGGACAAGAUGACUGCACAUUCAUAGUAGCUCUGAUGCAAAAGGAUCGCCGUAAAUUCAAGAACCUUGGCGCUGAAAUGCUAACCAUUGGCUACUCUUUUUAUGAGAGCCCCAGCAGAGAUGGACACUUGGGCAAAGACUUCUUCAAGCACCACUACUCCAAGGCCAAGAGCAAAGCCUACAUUAAAUCAGGGGAAGUAUCUAACCAAUUCAAGCUGCUGCCGGCCGAUUACAUUUUUGUUCCAGACACCUCUGAGCCUCACCAGGAGUCAGAUUUCUGCCUGAGAAUUUUCUCUGAGAAGGCGGCCAUCAAUGAGGUUCUAGAUGAAAACGUUGCCAUUGAUCUCCCUGAGCCUCUAUACCCAACCCCAAGCCCACAAGAAACUGAAGAAGAAAAGCAGUUGCAGGCACUGUUUGAGCAGAUUUCAGGAAAGGACAUGUAGAUAGCUGCAGAACUCAAAUAUGUUCUGAAUGCUGUAUUAGAAAAAACAAAGAACAUCAAAUUCAAGAACUUAAGUCUCACGUCAUGCCAAAAUAUAAUUUCUCUUAUGGAUACCAGUGGCAACGGAAAACUGGAAUUUAGUGAGUUCAAAGUUUUCUGGGAAAAAAUGAAGAAAUGGCUAAAUAUCUUUCUUCAAUUUGACUUUGAUAAAUCUGGCUCCAUGUCCUCCUAUGAGCUUUGCACUGCUCUUAAAGCUGCAGGAUACCAAUUCAACAACUGCCUGCUGCAACUGCUUGUCCUCCGAAACUCUGACAAACAGCUCCAGAUUGAAUUUGAUGAUUUUCUGAACUGCUUAAUUUGCUUAGAGAAUGCAAGAGUAUUCCAAGCACCGAGUGUGAAAAACAAGGAGUUCAUUAACCUGAAUAUAGGCGAGUUUAUCAACAUGGCAAUGAACAUCUGA